CUUGUCUAUUGAAGGCGAUUUUUGAACGAAAAUUUCAUCCUUGAACCCGAAACCAGCGUCGCUCGUCGGCGUUUGCGAUCUGUAGAUGUGUACUUGUGAAAGCUUUUGUCGUCGGGCGCGAAAAGGAAGCAAAUUUGAAGCUUGGGAAGGAAAUCCAUUGCGUGAAAGAAAUGAGUUCUCAAGAGGGAAUCAUCAUAGUUCAAAAUGCUGGCAGGGCGGAUGAAUGUCGUGCAUGAAGCAGAUUUCAUACAAUCAUGGAGUCAGCUCCUGUGACUGAGAACACUUAUUCCACAACAGCUAAUAUGCAGACAGAAUCUAGAAGUAUUGUGAAGGAACCUAAAGCACCAGAGGGAACUCUACUACGUCAAGUUCAAGAUGCUAAAGAAAGUAUUACUGUCCUUAAAAAUCAGGUCUCCUUUGCAAACCAGUGUCUUAGUCUUCUUCGAAACCAAAUGAAGCAUGCCUCAGACACCUUGAACAUUCUUCAGGACCAAGUUGACUUAGCACAAAGAACUGUUAGCACUUUGACAGAAGGUAGUGCUACUGGAUUGGCAAUCCCACAGCCACAGAGUGCAGUGGCUACAGCAGGAGCAAGCAAGUCUCAAACAUCGUGGGUUUCUCCUACUGAAACAUCAGAUGAACAGAAGGUGAUUGUUCAUGACAGUGAGGGUCCUAAGGUAUACACUUUGAGCAAGUCAAGUAUGUCGUUAGGCGAUCAAAAUGCCCUUGCAUCAGACUGUGCAACAUCGCAUGAGCAUGGUCAAGUGCCAUGUGUUGUUCAUCAAGUCCCUGUGCAUUGUCACUGCCCAGCAUGCCUUUCCCAUGCAAAUGUCCAUCAUGUUCCACCGGCAUUUCAUCCCCAAUGUCAUGCCUCUCCUGCUAGAGCUAUCAUCCAAGUAGGCCCAGAUGUGCCUCCACCUCCACAUCAUGCUGCAAGCAUGGCUUCUAGUCACGUGGUGGUGAUGGAACCAACAAAUGUUUCGACAAGCCUAUCUCAAUCCAGUCCUACCAGUAAAAGUGCAUCUGGUCAAGAAGAGAGCAAAAACAGCUCAGGCGAAGAUAGAAGUUCAUCAAGGAAAGAGUCUGCUUCGACUUCUCCAAUGGCACACCAGUUGCUUCAGGUAAUUGAUGUCUUGCAAACAGUCGAUGAUGAAGUUGGUAGUUCCUGCAGGUCUAGCACACUUUCCUCUAUGUCUCGUGGUGUCCCUGUUGGUUAUGCUACGACAGGUGAUCACCUUAGCAUCCCAUAUGGAGGUGGUGCUGCCUCUUUCCACAAGUUUUCACGAAGACAUCGGAAGCAAAGCAUAAGUCCCGCUAAGGUGAUAUCCUCUGAAUCUCUGACAUCAGUAUUUCAAGAAAAAAACUCUUCAGUUAAGACUGUGCUCAGAGAUCACUUAGAGUUGAUGAGAGUGCCUGCUCCUGUACUAGCUGCUACCCUUGAGCCAGAGUUCCUUGUAGUUCCAUCCAGUAGCUACUCCUAUGACAGCCCACCAGCAUCAGCGACUGAUCGCCUUGGAAAAGAGGAAGACAGGAAGAAGAAAACAAAACCAUUCACCGAAAGCUUAUCGGCUGAGACGGUCGUGUCGUCGUCAGCAUCGCGGGAAGAGACACAUGUACCACCCGAACAGUCAAGCGGUGCUCCAGACGGAAAGGGAGUGUCGGAGGAGUGUAGAACCGAAGGAUCGUGUAGGAGAUUUGAUGACAAAUCGCAACCAAGUAGAGUUUCUAGUGAUUCUCGUGGCUACGUCUCGCUUACGUCUUUUCCGGAGAAAAACCAACAAACAGACUUGCAGAUUGACACAAACGGUCUUUGUUCGCCUAACAGGAGAUUUACAGGAACGAGCCCUUUGAACUCAGAUGUCGGAAUGCCGUUCAUGUGUCCCAAGACUGAAGCUAUAAGUACUGCACUGAACAAUACGACUGAGCCUGUGUCGUUGGCAGCGGUAGUCUCCCAAUUGGAACAUGCCCCUGAAAAGUCUCCAGUUUUGUCGACAACUUGUCACAUGACUGCAUCCCAGGCCCCACCCAUGGCUGUUAUCUCUUUAGCAAAUAACGUUGAAAGCGCGGUGACGCCGCAAAAAGUCACGUCUCCAACGAAAAAACCGAUCAUUCUGUCGAGACGAUCGUCUCGAAGUAGCGAACAAAACAUUCCCCAGGGGCUCGUGGUACUCGUCCCCACGAUAGAGGAUGCCAAGCGCCUGAUAGCAUCCACAGGGGGCAGUUCAGACGGCCACACCCCUGUGUUAGUUCCUCAACAUAUGUUGAAUGAGAUUCACGCAAAAAACGCCGUUUCUGAAGAUGAUCGAGACGUGCAACGGCAAAUACUCGGAAAGCGAAGUCGUGAUAUGGUUUCCCCUCCGCGUCCCCCUCCGCCAAAGAGAUCGGCUGUUGAUUCAGUUGUUAUCGAUUAAGAUGCGUUUUGUAAAUAUAGGUUUAUCGAGAAGAAAUAUUUAUUUAAGUGUUGUAGAGAAACAAAAUAUAUAGCAUCUGUUGGAAACGUUAA
Stylophora pistillata is the source of this 2503-nucleotide messenger RNA. RefSeq lists its product as uncharacterized. The record is from RefSeq and is a predicted model, not a curated record. NCBI's taxonomy places the organism in Eukaryota, Metazoa, Cnidaria, Anthozoa, Scleractinia, Pocilloporidae.